AUGGCCGCGGCUGCUGUUGCCACACCAGGAGCCACUGUGCUCCCAUCCUCGACAGCCGGUGCUCCUGCAGCCGGAGGAGCAGCGGGUGCUGGCAAGGGACCGAGUAAUCUCCUGGAGAUCACUGGCGAGGCCAAUAUCGUCAACUAUAUGAAGAAUCGCUUAAGGAAGGGCGCCAUGAAGCGCAAGGGUCUCGAGUUGGUCAAUGGCCAUAAGUUCGGUGUGAGGUUCUUUAAAAAUCCCACUUACUGCGGCCACUGCAAGGAUUUCAUCUGGGGCUUUGGCAAGCAAGGCUUUCAGUGCGAGGAAUGCCGCUUUAACAUCCAUCAGAAGUGCUGUAAGUUUGUGAUGUUUAAGUGUCCUGGAAAGGACACGGACUUCGAUGCGGACUGUGCCAAGGUGAAGCACGGUUGGAUCUCCACCACCUAUACCACUCCAACAUUCUGCGAUGAGUGUGGUCUGCUGCUCCAUGGAGUGGCCCAUCAGGGUGUUAAGUGCGAGAAUUGCAACCUCAAUGUGCACCAAGCUUGCCAGGAGACGGUGCCUCCAAUGUGUGGUGCUGAUAUUAGUGAGGUGCGUGGCAAACUGCUGAUCUUCGUGGAGCUCAAGGGCAACAACUUGAAAGUGGAUAUCAAGGAGGCAGCCAAUCUUAUUCCCAUGGAUACCAAUGGCUUUAGCGAUCCCUAUAUUGCAGUGCAAAUGCAUCCGGAUCGAUCGGGCCGCACCAAAAAGAAGACCAAGACCAUUCAGAAGAACCUAAAUCCAGUCUUCAACGAGACCUUUACUUUUGAACUGCAACCUCAGGAUCGUGAUAAACGUUUGCUCAUCGAGGUCUGGGAUUGGGAUCGUACUUCUCGCAACGACUUUAUGGGAUCGUUCUCGUUCAGUCUCGAAGAGUUGCAAAAGGAGCCCGUUGAUGGCUGGUACAAGUUUCUCUCCCAAGUGGAGGGUGAGCACUAUAAUAUUCCCUGUGUGGAUGCCUUCAAUGAUAUAGCUAGGCUACGCGAUGAAGUUAAGCACGAUCGUCGUCCAAAUGAAAAGCGCCGCAUGGACAACAAGGACAUGCCGCAUAACAUGAGCAAACGCGAUAUGAUUCGAGCAGCUGAUUUUAACUUUGUGAAAACAAUUGGCAAGGGAUCCUUCGGCAAGGUCCUGCUGGCAGAGCGUCGUGGCACUGAUGAGCUAUAUGCCGUGAAGGUCCUGCGAAAGGAUGUGAUUAUCCAAACGGACGAUAUGGAAUUGCCUAUGAAUGAAAAGAGAAUCCUAGCUCUUUCUGGUCGUCCUCCAUUCCUGGUUUCCAUGCACUCCUGUUUCCAAACUAUGGAUCGAUUAUUCUUCGUCAUGGAAUACUGCAAGGGUGGGGAUCUUAUGUAUCAUAUGCAGCAGUACGGAAGGUUCAAGGAGUCCGUGGCCAUUUUCUAUGCUGUGGAAAUUGCCAUUGCCUUAUUCUUCCUGCACGACCGGGACAUUAUCUAUAGAGAUCUGAAGUUGGAUAAUAUUUUACUGGAUGGUGAGGGACAUGUAAAGAUGGUAGACUUUGGGUUAAGCAAAGAGGGCGUAACCGAUCGCCAGUCUACGCGAACCUUCUGUGGCACUCCCAACUAUAUGGCUCCAGAAAUUGUUAGCUAUGAUCCCUACUCCAUCGCUGCUGACUGGUGGUCGUUUGGUGUUUUGCUUUUCGAGUUCAUGGCAGGGCAGGCUCCUUUCGAAGGAGAUGAUGAUAAUGCGGUAUUCAGAAACAUUAAGGACAAGAAGGCCGUUUUUCCAAAGCAUUUUACUGUAGAGGCCAUGGAUAUUAUAACCAGCUUCCUGGCCAAGAAGCCCAACAAUCGUUUGGGUGCAGGACGCUAUGCCAGGCAGGAGAUUACAACGCAUCCUUUCUUCGGGAGUAUCGAUUGGGAAAAGGCAGAGGCUGGAGAAAUGGAGCCGCCCAUUAAACCUAAAAUUAAACACCGCAAGGAUAUAAGCAACUUUGAUGAUGCCUUCACCAAGGAGAAGACGGAUUUGACACCCACGGAUAAGCUUUUCAUGAUGAAUCUGGACCAGAACGAUUUUAUUGGAUUCUCCUACAUGAAUCCCGAGUUCAUAACCAUUAUUUAAAAGUGAUCUAAAAAAGUUUGGAAGCUA
Molecule: messenger RNA, 2124 nt
Organism: Drosophila subpulchrella
Lineage: Eukaryota; Metazoa; Arthropoda; Insecta; Diptera; Drosophilidae
Gene: inaC
Product: protein kinase C, eye isozyme
Exons: 11
Coding region: 1-2097 (698 amino acids)
Biological process (GO): protein phosphorylation
Molecular function (GO): ATP binding; zinc ion binding; diacylglycerol-dependent serine/threonine kinase activity
Source: RefSeq, a predicted model, not a curated record